AUGUUGGGGUUCGCGGUGCGGCGGCGCUGCCCGCGGGGGCUGCGGCGGGGCCGGGAGGCGCUGCUGGUGCUGCUGGCACUGCUGGCGCUGGCCGGGCUGAGCUCCAUACUGCGAGCGCGGCGCCGAGCUGCUACUGCAGUCGCAGAGCCGAGACCUGCGACUCCCCGAGGCUCCUCGUUCUCCGGGCGGCGUGAACCGGUCCUGCCCCGGCCGCCGGUGCCCGCGGACGCGCUGGGUGCGCGGGGCGAGGCGGUGCGGCUGCAGCUGCAGGGCGAGGAGCUGAGGUUGCAGGAGGAGAGCGUGCGGAAGCACCAGAUCAACAUCUACCUCAGCGACCGCAUCUCGCUGCACCGCCGCCUGCCCGAGCGCUGGAACCCGCUGUGCAAGGAGGUGAAAUAUGAUUACGAUCACCUGCCCAAGACAUCUGUCAUCAUAGCGUUUUACAACGAAGCCUGGUCAACUCUCCUCCGGACAGUGUACAGCGUGCUUGAGACGUCCCCGGAUGUCCUGCUGGAGGAGGUGAUCCUGGUGGAUGACUACAGCGACAGAGAGCACCUGAAGGAGCGGCUGGCCAACGAGCUGUCAGGCCUGCCCAGGGUGCGCCUGAUCCGGGCCACCAAGAGGGAGGGCCUGGUGCGAGCACGGCUGUUGGGUGCUUCGGCAGCCAAGGGGGACGUGCUGACCUUCUUAGACUGUCACUGCGAAUGCCAUGAGGGCUGGCUGGAGCCGCUGCUACAGAGGAUCCAUGAAAAGGAGUCGGCAGUGGUGUGCCCCGUGAUCGAUGUGAUCGACUGGAACACUUUUGAGUACCUGGGGAACCCCGGGGAGCCCCAGAUUGGGGGCUUCGACUGGAGAUUGGUGUUCACGUGGCAUGUGGUUCCCGAGAGGGAGAGGCUGCAGAUGCGUUCCCCCAUCGACGUCAUCAGGUCUCCAACGAUGGCUGGUGGACUGUUUGCUGUGAGUAAGAAAUAUUUUGAGUACCUGGGGUCUUAUGAUACAGGAAUGGAAGUUUGGGGAGGAGAAAACCUCGAAUUCUCCUUUAGGAUCUGGCAGUGUGGGGGCACCCUGGAGACCCACCCGUGUUCCCAUGUCGGCCAUGUGUUCCCUAAGCAAGCACCCUAUUCCCGUAGCAAGGCUCUGGCCAACAGUGUCCGGGCAGCUGAAGUGUGGAUGGAUGAAUUCAAGGAGAUAUACUACCAUCGAAACCCCCGUGCCCGCUUGGAACCCUUUGGGGAUGUGACAGAGAGGAAGCAGCUCCGGGAAAAGCUCCAGUGUAAGGACUUCAAGUGGUUCCUGGAGACUGUGUAUCCAGAGCUGCAUGUGCCCGAAGACAGGCCCGGCUUCUUCGGCAUGCUGCAGAACAAAGGCCUGAAGGACUACUGCUUCGACUACAACCCUCCCGAUGAGAACCAGAUCACGGGCCACCAAGUCAUCCUCUACACCUGCCACGGGAUGGGCCAGAACCAGUUUUUUGAGUACACAUCCCAGAAGGAAAUACGCUAUAACACCCACCAGCCGGAGGGCUGUGUGGCGGUGGAGGUGGGCAAGGACAUUCUGGUCAUGCAUCCGUGCCAAGACACCACCCCGGAGAACCAGCAGUUCUUGCUCCAGGAGGAUGGCUCGUUAUUUCACCAACAGUCCAAGAAAUGUGUCCAGGCUGAAAAGAAAGCCAGCAACAGUUUUGUGCCCCUCCUGCGAGACUGCUCCAACUCAGAUCAUCAGAAAUGGUUCUUCAAGGAGCGCAUGGCAUGAAUGGUUCCCUGAGGACGUGGCUGAGCCGAGUUUAGCUGCAGGCAGUCGCCAGUGCCGCCCAACUCAGUGGCCCCAGCCUUCUGGCAUGUGUGAGCAUUGUUGGAUCCGGUAAAAAUGUGAAUAAGCGUUGUAUUGAUUUUGAAAACUUAAAAUGUUGCCAAAUGCCCGAUUUUCCAAGGGUAACCAUCAGAGUUGAAUUUGUGAUAUUCUGGGAAUUAAAAGUUUAUCCUAUUUUUCUAUCAA
Messenger RNA from Ochotona curzoniae (black-lipped pika), 1995 nucleotides. RefSeq names its product polypeptide N-acetylgalactosaminyltransferase 12 (gene GALNT12). The record is from RefSeq and is a predicted model, not a curated record. Gene Ontology annotation, cellular component: Golgi apparatus. The transcript is spliced from 10 exons. The coding region runs from base 1 to 1752 and encodes 583 amino acids. NCBI's taxonomy places the organism in Eukaryota, Metazoa, Chordata, Mammalia, Lagomorpha, Ochotonidae.